This is a messenger RNA of Candidozyma haemuli, 2922 nucleotides long. Its product is annotated as isoleucine--tRNA ligase. Bases 1 to 2922 code for a protein of 973 amino acids. The transcript has a single exon. Lineage: Eukaryota; Fungi; Ascomycota; Pichiomycetes; Serinales; Metschnikowiaceae. Gene Ontology annotation, molecular function: tRNA binding; isoleucine-tRNA ligase activity; ATP binding. Gene Ontology annotation, biological process: isoleucyl-tRNA aminoacylation. Gene Ontology annotation, cellular component: cytosol. The record is from RefSeq and is a predicted model, not a curated record.
AUGCUUCGACAAAGGCUGACUAUGCUACGGUCCCAAAGGACUUUUAGUAGUACUAGUAGCCAUUUCAGCUCAUAUUCAAAGUCCCUCUUACUACCCAAGACCGACUUUCUGCCUAGAAUUCCCAAGGGACAAGAUAGAGAUGAACUUUUAAAACAUUGUGGGAAGCAGCUCUACAUUAGACAAGCUGAAAGGUCAGAUACUCCCUCAGAGUUUACUCUACACGAUGGACCUCCAUACGCUAAUGGUGAUUUGCAUUUGGGCCAUGCUCUCAACAAGAUUCUCAAGGACAUAAUCAACAGAUUUGAAUUGAUCCAUCGAGGCAAGAAGAUCAACUACAAACCUGGAUGGGACUGCCAUGGUCUACCGAUUGAAAUGAAGGCUGUCAGUGGAUUGACCGAUCUCACUCCCGUGGAAAUCAGAAAACUUUGCAGAGAUUUAGCAGACAGCAUGAUAGACAAGCAGAGAGACCAGUUCCAGGACUUUGCAAUCAUGGCCAACUUUGAUGAUCCUUAUGUAACCAUGACACACGAAUACGAGACGUCGCAGCUUAAGAUCUUCCUUCGCUUGUUCGAAAAUGGCCUUUUAUCUAGACAACUUAAACCAGUUUGGUGGGGCUGCGAGACCCAGACAGCGUUAGCUGAGGCCGAAUUGGAGUAUAACCCAGAACAUAAGUCUGUUGCAGUUUAUGUGAAAUACCCUAUGGUGAAGUCAGACCUUUUUGCCGGCUACGAUAAGGUGAGUCUUUUGAUUUGGACUUCGACUCCAUGGACGCUUCCUGCCAAUAAAGCUAUCUGCGUUCACAAGGAUAUUGAAUAUACCUUGAUCAAGCAUAAGGAGUCAGGCGAGGGAAUUGUUGUUGCUAAGGACUUGGCUUCGUCAGUGUUGGCACUUAACGAGAACUACGAACUUGACGAACUGGUCUCUGUACGUGGUUCUGAUUUGGAAGGUUUAAGAUAUACAACUCCUUCAAACCAGAACGACGAGCUGUAUCCUAUUGUUCAUGGUGAUCAUGUUUCUUCUGGUGCCGGUACUGGUUUAGUUCACACAGCUCCAGCUCAUGGUAUGGAGGAUUACCUCAUUGGUAAGAAACAUGCUCUCAAAAUUGCUUCUGCUGUUGAUGAAAAGGGUCUCUAUAUUGCCCUGAACAUCCCUCAAGGGUACCAAGAUCUUGCUGGUAAAUAUGCCAACGGCAAAAGCUCGAUCUUCAAAGUUAUUGAACGUCUCAUUACUCAUGAAAUGAUCUACAAUGUCAACAAGCUGUAUAAGCAUUCUUAUCCAUACGAUUGGAGAUCGAAAACUCCUGUUGUUCAAAGGGCAACCCCUCAAUGGUUCGUCAAUGUUGAGAAGAUCAAGGAAGCCGCAUCAAACCUGUUGGAUAAUGUCGACUUUGUACCUGCUCUGGGCGUGAACAGACUCAAGGCAUUCAUUCAAAAUAGAAACGAAUGGUGCAUUUCCAGACAAAGAGCUUGGGGUGCCCCAUUACCAAUCGUUUACCACAAAGACACCAAGGAACCUAUUGAAGAUGUCAACGUUCUUCGCCAUACAGUGAACAAAAUAACUGAAUUCGGAACAGAUGCGUGGUUUGAGGAAGAGUCAGAUAUUUCUCGCUGGUUACCAUCUAAUCUUGAUGGUGCUCAGUACUUCAAGGGCAGAGAUACCAUGGAUGUGUGGUUCGAUUCGGGUACCUCUUGGUCUACGCUUUCUUCUGAUUUGGAGGCAUCUUGUGUGUCUGACAAACCCUUGGCUGAUAUUUACUUGGAAGGCAGUGAUCAGCAUAGAGGAUGGUUCCAACUGUCUUUGCUUAAUAAGGUCAUUGCGUCGACGAGCGACGGUAAGAGUUUCAAGCCCGUGGCUCCGUACAAGAAGAUUAUCACCCACGGGUUUCUUCUAGACAAGAAGAACAAGAAGAUGUCGAAAUCUUUGGGUAAUGUCAUCUCCCCACAGCAAGUUAUAGAUGGUGGUGGAAAGCCACUUGUUCCAGCAUUGGGUGUUGAUGGUCUUCGUCUUUGGGUUGCUUCAUCGACAUACACUUCAGACGUUAAUGUUAGUGUUGAAGUGUUCCAAAGGCUUUUGGAAAGUGUGAAGAAAAGUAGAGUUACAUUCAAGUUUUUGCUUGGAAACCUUCACGACUUCACAGCGUCAGACCGCAUUGAACUUGCCAACUUAAACAGCAUAGAUAAGUGGGUACUUUCUCGUUUGCAUCAUGUCCAAGAGAAGGUUCUUGGCCACUACAACACUCACAACUUUGCUGGAGUUGUGAGAGAGCUCAACUCGCAUAUCAGUGAACUCAGUGCAUACUACUUUGAUAUCUCCAAGGAUUGUCUUUACACCGAUCACCAGAACUCCCACAGAAGGAGAAGUAUUCAGACAGUUUUGGAGCAGAUUUUGAAGCUGUACAUUGGUCUUUGGAGUCCGAUCCAACCGUUGAUUGCCCAGGAGGCAUGGCAGUUGUACUCCAAGCAGAUGGACAUUUCCGAAACAUCACCUUUCAUGGUGCCCUGGAGUUUCUUUGAAGUUCCCGAAGCUGCUCGUAAUGCUGAAAUCGAAAAUGAAAUCUCCGAAUUGUGGAAAAUCAGAGACGCCUUGUACAAAGAAUUGGAGCAAUUAAGAAAGGACGGCCAUUACAAGAAUAAACUAGAGGUGGAGAUCUUCUUACAGCCCCAGGGAGAACAGGCAGCGUUACUUUUAAACAAACACCUGAAACUUCUAGACGACUACUUCCUUAUUUCCAGAGCCACCGUGGGUGCCCCUACAACGUCAACUGAAGGACCUACCAGAAAACUCACAAUUGGUGAUUUCUGCAACGGCACUGUCCAUGUCCAAGUACAACGUUCAUCCUCCAGCAAAUGCCCUCGUUGCUGGAAGUACAUUGCCGAAUCCGAAGAAACACUUUGCCAAAAGUGUUCAGACGUUGUUGGAUAA